Messenger RNA from Erythranthe guttata (spotted monkey flower), 1583 nucleotides. RefSeq lists its product as uncharacterized. The record is from RefSeq and is a predicted model, not a curated record. Gene Ontology annotation, molecular function: protein binding. NCBI's taxonomy places the organism in Eukaryota, Viridiplantae, Streptophyta, Magnoliopsida, Lamiales, Phrymaceae.
UUUAUCUGUUCUUCCUUGCCGCUAGGACUACUAAGUUCUCUUCUUCGCUUAGCCUCUCCGCCUCUGCUUGUGAAGCCCGCCUCCUGCUCGCUCUAUCUCAAUUUGUUUUCUUAUUCUUUCAGGCAAAGCAACUUCCUGAAUUGAUUAUUCUUCUCCAUCCGGAAAUGAAUGCGCCGUCUCCAAAUGAUUACGAGUAUAACGACGAAGAGACUUUUCUCGACGAAAGUGAUAUAAUUAACGAGUAUGAUGUUGAUGUAGAAGAACUCCCAGAUGCAGAUGAGGAAGGUGACUCUCAUGGAGAUGAUGAUGGAGAUGAUGAUUCUGAAGGGGUUGAUCAUUCAAUACAUAUAUUUACUGGUCAUACAGGUGAACUAUACACUGCUGUCUGUAGUCCAACAAAUGCUGCAUUAGUGGCAACUGGAGGUGGAGAUGAUAAAGGAUUCCUGUGGAAGAUUAGUCAUGGAGACUGGGCUUUUGAGUUGCAAGGUCACCAAGACUCUGUAUCUAGUCUUUCCUUUAGCGCAGAUGGACAGUUUCUUGCAUCUGGAAGCUUGGAUGGAGUUGUGAAAGUAUGGGAUAUGGCUAAAGGAGAAUUAAAAUGUACCCUUGAAGGUGCAGAUGGAGGCAUUGUGUGGGUCAGGUGGCAUCCAAAAAGACAUUUGGUCUUGGCUGGUUUAGAGAAUUCUUUGGUUUGCAUGUGGGAUCCAGACAGGGCUCCUUAUGUGGAUGUCUUGUCAGGUCAUGCGAGUAGUGUAACCUGUGGCGAUUUUACCCCUGAUGGUAGAAAAAUUUGUACCGGUUCUGAUGAUGCAACUCUGAGAAUUAAGGACCUAGAAACUUCAAAAGUUAAUGUAGUUAAAGGUCAUUCUUAUCAUAGUGAAGGACUUACGUGCUUGACAAUCAACUCUGACUCUACUCUUGUGCUUACUGGGUCAACCGAUGGUUCUGUUCAUGUUGUUAACCUAUCAACUGGAAAGGUUGUUAGUUCGUUGAUGGAACAUUCAGGUUCAGUCGAGUUUGCUGCUUUUGAACCAAGCUCUGGAAGGCAUAGUUGGAAGGCUGCAACAGGAGGCUUGGAUAAGAAGCUUAUAAUCUGGGAUCAGUAUUCGUCGCUCCGUUGCAUAUGUUAUCAUGAGGAAGGUGUGACGUGUUUGCUGUGGCUUUCUAAAUAUGUAGCCUGUGGUUGUCUUGAUGGAAAAAUAUGGAUAUGGGAUAGUUUGUCGGGGAAUUGUGCAAGAAUAUUCAGUGGACACUCUGAUGCCAUUCAGUCCAUUACUGCAUCUUCAAAUGGAGAUUUUCUCGUCUCCGUUUCACUUGAUGGAACCGCUCGGGUCUUUGAGACUGCAGAAUUCAAAUAAGGUCUCAAGUUUUCAAACUAUGUGCUUGUUUUUUAUUUUCUUUUUAACUACGCUUCUUAUUUCGUAUUAUAUUUAAGUUAUAUGCUUCAAUCAUGGUAUUGUGUAGAAAAGAGCCGUCUUAGAGCCGAAUUUACUUGUUAAAGUGUGUUGGAGUGUUCAAUCAAAAAAAUUACUCUCUAAUUUUAUGAUUAUAGUAGCAACUCCUGAUUAUUUUAAGGGAGAAUA